GCACCUAACCAGCGCCUACACCAAACUCUAUCUACCGCACUCCUCUCUCUCUCUCUCUCUCUCCAUACGCGCGUGUGUGUAUAUAUAUAUAUAUAUAUAUAUAGACACUACCGACUGAAACUACGGAGCACAGAGCGCAGCCAUUGUAGUCUCUCUUCCGUCCUCGCCAGUCCACACCAUGGAGUUGGUUGCCCCAGCUGUAGCUGGUGUGAAGAUGGGGAGUGAGGGGAUUAGGAAGAACUCAACCCUAAUUUGUGCUCCGUUGAUGGGGGAUUCUAUUGAUCGGAUGUUGAUUGACAUGAGUGAGGCGAAAUCGAGCGGUGCUGAUCUGGUGGAGGUUCGAUUGGACAGUCUGAAGAGCUUCGAUCCUCGUCGCGACAUCGAAAUCCUAAUCAAACGGUGUCCUUUGCCCACUCUCUUUACUUACAGACCAAAAUGGGAAGGUGGUCUGUAUGAGGGGGAUGAAAACAGUCGAUUGGAUGCGCUUCGGUUAGCCAUGGAGUUGGGAGCUGAUUAUAUUGAUGUUGAGCUACAGGUUGCUCAAGAGUUCAACAGUUCCAUGAAUGGAAAGAAGCAUGGAAAAUGUGCAGUCAUUAUUUCGUCACAUAACUAUCAAAAUACUCCCUCUAGGGAGGAUCUCGGCAACCUUGUGGCAAGAAUACAAGCUGCUGGAGCUGACAUUGUGAAGAUUGCAACAACUGCCUUGGAUAUCACUGAUGUUGCACGUGUUUUUGAAAUAACUGUUCAUUCUCAAGUAAGAGGCGUCCCAAUUAUAGCUAUGGUUAUGGGAGAGAGGGGAUUGAUGUCACGGAUACUUUGCCCCAAAUUUGGGGGAUAUCUCACUUUUGGCACCCUUGAGUCAGGAGUAGCAUCAGCGCCUGGUCAACCAACAAUAGAUGAUUUGAUGAAGUUGUAUAAUUUCAGACAGAUUGGACCUGAUACAAAAGUGUUUGGGAUUAUUGGGAAGCCUGUCAGCCACAGCAAGUCACCUAUUUUAUACAAUGAAGCAUUCAAACAAGUUGGUUUUGAUGGAGUUUAUAUACAUUUAUUGAUGGACGACAUUGCGAAGUUUUUCCAGACUUAUUCAUCCACAGAUUUUGCUGGGUUCAGUUGUACCAUUCCCCACAAGGAGGCUGCAGUUAAGUGCUGUGAUGAGGUUGAUCCAGUGGCAAAGUCAAUAGGAGCUGUUAAUUGCAUUAUCAGGAAAUCAAGUGAUGGGAAGUUAUUUGGUUGCAAUACGGACUAUGUUGGUGCUAUUACUGCUAUUGAGGAUGCACUACGAGGUUCAGGUCAUGCAAAUGGUACGAUUGGAUCGCCCUUGGCUGGUAAACUGUUUGUUGUCGUUGGUGCUGGUGGUGCCGGCAAGGCACUUGCUUAUGGCGCUAAAGAAAAGGGAGCAAGGGUGAUGAUUGCAAAUCGCACUUAUGAUCGAGCUAAAGAAAUUGCUGAUACAAUUGGAGGAGAUGCUUUAUCUCUUGCCGAUUUGAAUGAUUUCCAUCCAGAGGAUGGUAUGAUCCUUGCAAACACAACUUCUAUAGGAAUGCAUCCAAAAGUUGACGAGACACCCGUUUCCAAGCGAGCUCUAAGUUCAUACGCAUUGGUUUUCGACGCCGUUUAUACCCCGAAAAUCACGAGACUGCUGCGGGAAGCGGAAGAAUCUGGAGCCACAAUUGUUACUGGGGUGGAGAUGUUCAUUGGGCAGGCAUAUGAACAAUUUGAGAGGUUUACUGGAUUGCCUGCGCCGAGGGAACUCUUUCGGAAUAUUAUGGCAAAAUAUUGAUAUAUGAAGGUGAUCGCUGAUUUCCUAGGCAUAGCUGAUUCAAUUUUCGGCUUUAGCUUGUUGCGGAUGUGAUUCUUUUGAGUUAUGUAAUGGCACUUUUAAUCAACUCUAAACAAGUUAUUUUCCCUAAUUUCUCACCUUAUUUUUAUCGGCGAAA
Rhododendron vialii is the source of this 1937-nucleotide messenger RNA. RefSeq names its product bifunctional 3-dehydroquinate dehydratase/shikimate dehydrogenase, chloroplastic. The coding region runs from base 179 to 1780 and encodes 533 amino acids. Gene Ontology annotation, biological process: shikimate metabolic process; chorismate biosynthetic process. The transcript is spliced from 11 exons. NCBI's taxonomy places the organism in Eukaryota, Viridiplantae, Streptophyta, Magnoliopsida, Ericales, Ericaceae. Gene Ontology annotation, molecular function: 3-dehydroquinate dehydratase activity; NADP binding; shikimate 3-dehydrogenase (NADP+) activity. The record is from RefSeq and is a predicted model, not a curated record.